Sarcophilus harrisii (Tasmanian devil) is the source of this 5069-nucleotide messenger RNA. It is a transcript of the gene GAPVD1, whose product is annotated as GTPase activating protein and VPS9 domains 1. Bases 242 to 4702 code for a protein of 1486 amino acids. NCBI's taxonomy places the organism in Eukaryota, Metazoa, Chordata, Mammalia, Dasyuromorphia, Dasyuridae. The transcript is spliced from 27 exons. Gene Ontology annotation, molecular function: small GTPase binding; guanyl-nucleotide exchange factor activity. Gene Ontology annotation, biological process: regulation of GTPase activity; vesicle-mediated transport. Gene Ontology annotation, cellular component: cytosol; endocytic vesicle. The record is from RefSeq and is a predicted model, not a curated record.
GGAGGCUGGUGUCCCGGCUGAGUGAGGGGAGGCAGCCCCUGGACGCAGCGAAGGCAGCACGGAGCUGUGGCGGCGACGGCGACGGCGACGGCGGUGGCCUGAAGAGCAGAGACAGGCGACGCCUCAGCCCCAGUUCCAGCCCUAACCCCAGAUCCAGCCCCAGCCCCUGCUCGAAGAUUGCCUCCGCCCUCCCGCCCUGGUCUUCUCUGUGUUCACCUGUGUACUUCUUUCACAUUUGAAGAUGGUGAAGUUGGAUAUUCACACUUUGGCUCAUCACCUGAAGCAGGAACGACUCUAUGUGAAUUCAGAGAAACAAUUGAUCCAGAGGCUAAAUGCAGAUGUACUUAAGACUGCUGAGAAGUUGUACCGCACAGCAUGGAUUGCCAAGCAGCAGAGGAUCAACUUGGAUCGGCUUAUCAUAACAAGUGCUGAAGCUUCCCCUGCUGAAUGUUGCCAGCAUGCCAAGAUCUUGGAAGAUACACAGUUUGUCGAUGGAUAUAAACAGCUGGGAUUUCAAGAGACUUAUUAUGGAGAAUUCUUAAAUAGGUUAAGGGAAAACCCACGACUCAUUGCUUCUUCUUUGGUUGCUGGAGAGAAACUGAACCAGGAUAACACUCAAAGUGUUAUCCAUACAGUUUUUACCUCUCUCUAUGGCAACUGUAUCAUGCAAGAAGAUGAGAGCUACCUCCUUCAGGUUUUGAGAUAUCUGAUUGAAUUUGAACUCAAAGAAAGUGACAAUCCUAGGCGUCUUUUAAGGAGAGGCACUUGUGCAUUCAGCAUUUUAUUCAAGUUAUUUUCUGAAGGACUCUUUUCUGCCAAACUCUUCCUCACAGCAACAUUACAUGAGCCAAUCAUGCAGUUGCUGGUUGAAGAUGAAGACCAUCUGGAAACAGAUCCAAAUAAAUUGAUUGAGAGGUUCUCUCCUUCCCAGCAGGAAAAGCUUUUUGGAGAGAGAGGGUCAGAGAGAUUCAGACAAAAAGUUCAAGAGAUGGUAGACUUGAAUGAAUCCAAACUGGUGGCCUUGGUGAACAAAUUUAUAGGCUAUCUCAAACAGAACACAUACUGCUUUCCCCAUAGUUUGCGGUGGAUUGUAUCACAAAUGUAUAAGACACUUUCUUGUGUAGACAGGCUUGAUGUAGGAGAAGUAAGAGCAAUGUGUACUGAUCUCCUCUUGGCUUGCUUCAUUUGCCCUGCAAUUGUCAAUCCAGAACAGUAUGGAAUAAUUUCUGAUGCUCCCAUAAAUGAGGUGGCAAGAUUUAAUUUGAUGCAGGUUGGCCGCCUUUUGCAGCAGCUAGCAAUGACUGGCUCUGAGGAGGGAGAUCCUCGAGGAAAAAGCAGCCUUGGUAAAUUUGACAAAAGUUGUGUUGCUGCCUUCCUUGAUGUUGUAAUUGGUGGUCGGGCAGUGGAGACUCCUCCAAUGUCUUCAGUUAAUCUUCUAGAGGGGUUGAGUAGAACUGUAGUGUAUAUGACCUACAGCCAGCUCAUCACUCUGGUUGGUUUUAUGAAGAAUGUCAUGUUGGGUGACCAACUGAGAGAAGAUAGAAUGGCUCUUGAAAACUUGUUGGCAAAUCUUCCCCAACCUAAGCCAGGAAAAAGUAACAGUUUGGAAAUGACUUCGUAUAAUACGCCUCAGUUGUCUCCUGCGACUACUCCAGCUAAUAAAAAAAAUCGCUUGCCAUUAGGACAACAGUUAGCAGCCAUCACUGCAUGGGAUCCCUCAGCCACCAAUCUCACAGCUCACAUUACUCUAGUAACCCCAUUUGCAACUCGGAGCAGAAGUCGUACUAAUAUGCUAAUUGACCAGCAUCCAGACCAUGAUGGAUUUCCCCAAGAGACAAUUCCGGAAGUGCAGCCAGAAGAAGUAUUGGUCAUUUCUUUGGGGACAGGUCCACAGCUUACUCCAGGCAUGAUGUCAGAAAAUGAGGUCUUAAACAUGCAGCUCUCAGAUGGUGGACAAGGAGAUGUCCCUGUUGAUGAAACCAAACUCCACGGUAAACCUGAUAAAACCUUGCGCUUUUCCCUCUGCAGUGAUAAUCUGGAAGGAAUAUCUGAAGGUCCUUCAAAUCGUUCUAAUUCUGUAUCUUCUCUGGACCUGGAAGGAGAAUCUGUGUCAGAACUUGGAGCAGGACCUUCUGGGAGUAAUGGAGUUGAAGCUCUACAGCUUUUGGAACAUGAACAAGCUACAACACAAGAUAACCUCGAUGAUAAACUACGGAAAUUUGAAAUUCGUGAUAUGAUGGGGCUAACAGAUGAUCGGGAUAUUUCAGAAACAGUGAGUGAGACCUGGAGCACAGAUGUCUUGGGCAGUGAUUUUGAUCCCAACAUUGAUGAAGAUCGAUUACAAGAGAUUGCAGGUGCGGCAGCAGAGAACAUGUUAGGCAGUUUGCUGUGUCUGCCAGGUUCAGGAUCAGUGCUUCUUGACCCCUGCACUGGUUCUACCAUAUCAGAAACAACCAGCGAAGCUUGGAGUGUAGAGGUAUUACCAAGUGACUCAGAGGCCCCAGAUCUCAAACAGGAAGAGAGAUUACAAGAGUUAGAGAGCUGUUCUGGACUGGGCAGCACCUCUGAUGAUACAGAUGUCCGGGAAGUCAGUUCCCGCCCUAGCACUCCAGGCCUCAGUGUUGUCUCAGGCAUCAGUGCAACUUCUGAGGAUAUUCCUAAUAAGAUUGAGGACCUUAGGUCUGAAUGUAGUUCAGACUUUGGUGGCAAAGAUUCAGUUACUAGUCCAGAUAUGGAUGAAGUAGUCCAUGGAGCCCACCAGCUGACUUCUCCUCCUUCUCAAUCAGAGUCUCUGCUUGCAAUGUUUGACCCAUUAGCUUCACAUGAAGGGGCUUCUGCUGUAGUAAGGCCAAAAGUUCACUAUGCUAGACCAUCACACCCACCACCUGAUCCUCCAAUCCUGGAAGGAGCCAUGGGAGGAAAUGAAGCCAGGCUACCAGGCUUUGGCUCUCAUGUAUUGAUUCCAACGGAUGCAGAGGCAUUCAAACAGAGACAUUCCUAUCCUGAGCGAUUAGUCCGCAGCAGGAGUUCUGAUAUUGUGUCUUCUGCCCGGAGACCCAUGAGUGAUCCUAGUUGGAAUCGGCGUCCUGGGAAUGAAGAGAGAGAACUACUUCCUUCAGGUGCCAUUGGAUCUCCUUUAGUGGCUGCACCUCCAUCUUCAUCUUCAUCUCCUAGUAAAGAUUCCUUGAGAGGAGAGACUGAAGAACGAAAAGAUAGUGAUGAUGAGAAGUCAGACAGAAACAAACCUUGGUGGAGAAAACGUUUUGUUUCAGCUAUGCCUAAAGCUCCUAUACCAUUUAGAAAGAAAGAAAAACAAGAAAAAGACAAAGAUGAUCUGGGGCCUGACAGAUUCUCAACACUUACAGAUGAUCCUGCUCCCAGGCUCAGUGCACAGACCCAGGUUGCUGAGGAUAUCUUGGAUAAAUAUAGGAAUGCCAUUAAACGAACUAGUCCUGGUGAAGGAGCUGUGGGGAACUAUGAAGGUGCAGAAGUUAUGGGGGAUGGUGAAAGUAUACAUGACUCUCCUCGGGAUGAAGCCCUGCAGAAUAUCUCUGCGGAUGAUCUUCCGGAUUCGGCCAGCCAGGCGGCACCCCCACAAGACUCCCCUUUCUCUUACAGGGAUGCCAAAAAGAAACUGAGGCUUGCACUUUGCUCGGCAGAUUCUGUUGCUUUCCCAGUGCUGACUCAUUCAACAAGGAAUGGUCUACCGGAUCACACAGACCCAGAAGACAAUGAAAUUGUAUGCUUCCUAAAAGUUCAGAUAGCUGAAGCAAUUAAUUUACAAGACAAGAACUUAAUGGCUCAACUUCAAGAAACAAUUCGCUGUGUGGGUCGCUUUGAUAAUAGAACUUGUCGAAAACUGCUGGCAUCUAUUGCAGAAGACUACCGGAAAAGGGCUCCAUAUAUUGCUUAUCUCACCCGUUGUCGCCAGGGUCUACAGACUACACAGGCCCAUCUAGAAAGACUGCUGCAGAGAGUUUUGCGAGACAAAGAGGUGGCUAACCGAUAUUUUACCACAGUUUGUGUGAGAUUAUUGCUGGAGAGCAAAGAGAAGAAGAUUCGGGAAUUCAUUCAAGACUUUCAGAAGCUCACAGCAGCUGAUGAUAAGACAGCUCAGGUAGAAGAUUUCCUGCAGUUUUUAUAUGGUGCCAUGGCUCAGGAUGUCAUCUGGCAGAAUGCUAGUGAGGAGCAGCUCCAAGAUGCUCAGAUGGCAAUUGAGCGAAGUGUGAUGAACCGAAUUUUCAAGCUCGCCUUCUAUCCUAACCAAGAUGGAGACAUUCUUCGUGACCAGGUUCUUCAUGAACAUAUCCAGAGAUUGUCUAAAGUAGUGACUGCAAAUCAUAAAGCACUUCAGAUACCUGAGGUCUAUCUUCGGGAGGCACCAUGGCCAUCUGCACAAUCUGAAAUCCGCACAAUAAGUGCUUAUAAGACUCCCAGGGACAAAGUACAGUGCAUCCUGAGAAUGUGCUCCACAAUUAUGAACUUGCUAAGUCUGGCCAAUGAAGAUUCAGUCCCUGGAGCAGAUGAUUUUGUUCCUGUUCUGGUGUUUGUUUUGAUAAAGGCAAACCCGCCCUGUUUACUGUCUACUGUUCAGUACAUCAGUAGCUUUUAUGCUAACUGUCUAUCUGGAGAAGAAUCAUAUUGGUGGAUGCAAUUCACAGCAGCAGUUGAAUUCAUUAAAACCAUUGAUGACCGGAAGUGACCUACUCUGAAGCCUGCUUGGGCAGGCAGACUGUUAAGGGGAGCAGAAUUUCUUAAAUAAUAUUCACCAGCUGCUUAGCAGGCUGAAAAUUGUCCUUGUAUAUUGUACAGAGUUCAGGCAUUUUCAACCAGAUCUUUACUAAACAGAUUAAUGAGAUAACUAGCAGGUUUUCUUUUCUUUGUUUUCCCCCCACUGUUCCCAUUUCUGGGUUGCAUAUUUUAUUCUCCCCAUUCUAAGUAGAGCUGCAAAAAGGGACCACGUUUUUCAGGUAUUUUGGAAUAUAAAAACCCCUUGGGAAAAUUCCUAGGUCAUCAUUCAUGGAUAGCUAUUCUUUCCUUUUCUUAAAAAAAAAAAAAAAAAAAAAAAA